This is a messenger RNA of Plasmodium malariae, 1542 nucleotides long. RefSeq names its product conserved Plasmodium protein, unknown function. Gene Ontology annotation, cellular component: nucleus; replication fork protection complex. NCBI's taxonomy places the organism in Eukaryota, Apicomplexa, Aconoidasida, Haemosporida, Plasmodiidae. Gene Ontology annotation, molecular function: DNA replication origin binding; single-stranded DNA binding. The transcript has a single exon. The record is from RefSeq and is a predicted model, not a curated record. The coding region runs from base 1 to 1542 and encodes 513 amino acids. Gene Ontology annotation, biological process: DNA replication; DNA replication initiation.
AUGGACAACACUGAAUCAGCAGUAAUAGAGGAGGACAAAAUUAAAGCUAAUGACAUUUGGUUACACUUAAAGGUAUGGAAACAAAGCAAAGAAAAUUGUGAAGAAUUUUUUCGUAACAAGAAAAUUAUGCAUUUGUCAGAAUAUAUUUCAAAAUAUGAUGAUCAUAUAAAAAACAAAAAAGAUAAAGAAGAGAUAAUUAUUCUAUGUACUGUUGUUAAUAUACCAUAUCAAACAAGGAAAUAUAAUCAAGAAAAAUAUAUUUUUUGGGAUGUGUCAGAUUUAAAAGAAACACAGUCUAGGUUAUUCUUAACAGGGGAAAUAUGUGAAAAAAAUGAAAAUGAAAAGGAAGGGAUAGUUGUUGCUUUAGUCAAUCCAUUUAUAAAAGAUAAAGAUCCUCAAUACUAUAAUUCAAGAAUUUUAGAAGUACAUGAUAGCAAUAAUUUAAAAGUAAUUGGAUCAGUUGAUCAUUUGGAAAAAUGCAAAGGGAGGAAAAGAAAUGGGGAAGGUUGUAAAAUUAUUUUGUAUACCCCUCUAUCAGGAAAUUACUGUAAAUAUCACAUUAAGCAGGAUAGAAAGAAAAAGGGGAAAAAAAGAACCAUGAACAGUGCAUAUGGGAAAGAUGAGCAUAGUAAUGCAAAUGUCAAUGAGGAUCUGACUUAUGAUAUUGUCACUAACUUAGGUGAAGAAGCGGAAAACAGCUCAAUCACGACUAACAUGAUGGACAAUGAUAAGGAAAGUAGGGCUAAAAAAAAAGCAAAAAAAGAAGGAAGCAAGAACAAAGGAGGGGAAGAAGUAGCAGGAGAAAGCGCGGGGCAUAACGAAGAAACGUUCGAUGUCGAAUCCAUCAUAGGUAUGUACACAAAGAAGUUAGUCGUUAAGGAUAAAAAAAAAAAAAUGGAGCUAAUUAAUGACAGAAUAAAAGAAUUAGACAACUACUCAAAAUUGAAUAAUGAAGCUAUUAAUAUAGAUAUUCUAAAAAAUAAGGAUACUAUAACAAAGGAAGAAAUUCCAACAACAACGCAGAGAUCUAUAAAUGAUAUUUUUUCAGAGCAGUGUCCUGAACUAAUGCAUCUUAUUUAUAAGUCUAAUAAAAAAAAGGAAGAAGAAAAUGAUAUAAAUAAAAAGGACAGUAUAAAAGUAAAAGAAGUAAACUCUUCUACUCAAACGAACGUAAUUACAGCUUCAAAUGAAAAAAAACAGAAGAAAAAGUUUGAAAGCUUUUUAAAUAAAUUAAAUGAAUUGAAAAAGUCACGAGAUGAAAAUGAUGUGAAAACUUUAUUAAAUGGUUUAACACAUGUUACCAAUAAUUUUCACUUUAGCUUAAAUCAUAUAAACAAUUCUAACAUAUUCGAUAUAUGCUAUAAGUUAAUGGAUCAUCGAAGUGAGGAAAUUGCCAUAGCAGCUCUAAAAUUUAAAAGAAGAAUUAACAAGCUUUACAUUGAUUAUUAUAAAAACAGACAGAAAUAUAAAAACGAUGCGGAGUUUGUAAAUGUGAGCUCCUGCAAUAUGCAUGAGGCACAGGAUGAAGUCACAAAGGAAUAG